CUCGCCCUGGCCUGGCAAGCACCGUAACUCGCUAUACUUGUAUCCGCGCCAGCACGCCAAUCCACCAGAGGAUCAUAGACAAAGGCCUCCAGUAAGGUCAGAAGCGUCUCGCGGCCUCUACGCAUCACUCUCAAAAACCAACCACUGAUAGCGGCUGAUAGUUGAAACAGUACUUUGCCAGGGAAACCACACACAGAUGAGCAGAUAAGUGAAACCACUCUUGAACGAACGAAGCAGUAUCGUAUCUGUCGCAGAUUGUUCCGUAUUGAUUUAUACUUUGUCGUCAAAACAUAUUAUAAACGUUCUCAUGAAUAUAAAAAAUUCGCGCUUCCUCAAAGGUAAACUCCCGUUUCUUCGAAGGAUAACGAAACAGAGACGAGAUUUACGUAAUCGGGAUGCGUGAUCCGGUGUGUACUUUGACGUUUCAUAAAGUACCAUUAAAAACCUGUUUUUCCUUGUGUGUGCGGAAGGUAAAUGGCCAAGUAUAGAAAUUGUGUUCGCGAUUUUAUCCAGCAGUUUUACACAACGUGCGACUGAGAGUACAUCUUCAUAAAGCAAUCGUAUUAUCAAGAUACGGCAUAAAUACGUAUUCAAUCUGAUUUCUGAUAAUAUAUCUCCGCGCAAAAUUUUUAUGGCGUCAAAAAGGAUACGAAUCAUGUAUUUAAAAGAGGAUAACGUUACUGAAGCGAGUGAAAAUACUUCGAAUACACCACCGAUCGAGUCAGAACCUGAGGAUCAACGCAUUUGGAUUUUCGUAGACAGCUUUCUGUUUAUCGUGAUCGUUUCGGGAAACGUUCUCACGAUACUGGCCAUCGCCUGGGCCCGCAAGCUUCGAAAUGUCAUUUCCAAUUAUUUUAUACUCAAUCUAGCGGUGGCGGAUCUCCUGGUGGGUGUAACGUUGCCUUAUCACUUAGCGUUUUAUGUGGAUCAAUCGUUGAACAGCAACAAAACGUUAUGCAUCUCGCUCUUCGUCAUCAUCGGCUUAGCUUGUGGCGGGAGCAUAUGCAAUCUCAUAGCUAUCGCUAUAGAUCGUUACAUCGCUAUCGUGUAUCCGUUGCGUUACAAUGCGUACGCGACGAGGAAACGCGUACUGAUAAUCAUAGCCAUCAUUUGGACAUUCGUCAUAAGCGUGUAUUCGAUUCCGAUAUAUUGGAAUUGCUUCGAGACCGCAAAGAAAUGCGAAAUGCAAACGAUAUUGCCGAGUUACUACCUAUUGUAUAUAGUGCUGCCGUCCUUUUCUCUCAGUUGGAUAACAAUGUUUCUGUUAUAUUGGAAGAUUUGGAGAGAAGCGCACAAGCAUGCACGCCGAAUGAAUCUCAGUAUUAUUCCGAACAUCGCUGGGAAACAUGAUCAUAAAAGCGUACACGUGGUGCUGCUGAUACUUGGCUGCUUUUCAAUUUGUUGGCUUCCCUUUUUCGUCGUAGCUUGCAUUCGGCUCUUUCUUCUGGAAGUGCCUUUAUCGACUCUAUACAAAUCCACGUUUGCAUUGGCCGUUGCUAAUAGUGGAAUGAAUCCCUUCAUAUACGCGUGGAAAAACACCAAUUUUCGCAAGACCUUUCAGAAAAUUUUGCACUUCAAAUCACCAAAUAGAAAUUUUAACUCGAGCUUCAAAAUAUAUUUAGAAAAUCAACGCGAAUUACAAAAACAACAGACAAAUGUAGAAAAUGGUAUAGACAGAAACGAUAAUUUGCACGAAUGUUCGUCCAGUCAAUCUAAUUUAGCAGAAGAGAACAGAAUAAACAACACAAUUUUGUAAAUCAAAUUCUAUAAAGUUGAAAAUUUGCUAGAAAUCUCAAUCUCUGAUAGAAAAUUAUAUAAAAAUUGUUUCACUUUUUUAUAUUUAUUUACGUAUAAAUGACUUUUUUAAAAAUCAAAAACAUAGAUAAAAAAAAUUGUAAAAAUAUCACAAGUUAUCGUGCAAAACUAAAAUACAAAUAUACGUUAUGCAAAUUUUUAAUCUCUACGCGAUGAAAUGUUUCAUCAUUGAUCAAACUUUCUAGAAUUAAAAAGAUAAAUAAUAAUAUAAA
Cataglyphis hispanica is the source of this 2027-nucleotide messenger RNA. RefSeq names its product 5-hydroxytryptamine receptor 1 (gene mAChR-C). Gene Ontology annotation, cellular component: membrane. The coding region runs from base 632 to 1756 and encodes 374 amino acids. The record is from RefSeq and is a predicted model, not a curated record. The transcript is spliced from 7 exons. NCBI's taxonomy places the organism in Eukaryota, Metazoa, Arthropoda, Insecta, Hymenoptera, Formicidae. Gene Ontology annotation, molecular function: G protein-coupled receptor activity. Gene Ontology annotation, biological process: G protein-coupled receptor signaling pathway.